Molecule: messenger RNA, 1715 nt
Organism: Bactrocera tryoni
Lineage: Eukaryota; Metazoa; Arthropoda; Insecta; Diptera; Tephritidae
Gene: SerRS
Product: serine--tRNA ligase, cytoplasmic
Exons: 1
Coding region: 86-1579 (497 amino acids)
Biological process (GO): seryl-tRNA aminoacylation
Cellular component (GO): cytosol
Molecular function (GO): ATP binding; serine-tRNA ligase activity; tRNA binding
Source: RefSeq, a predicted model, not a curated record
UAUCAUCAUUAAAAAUAAGCAAACUCGAGUGCAAGUUAGUCGCCACGUUGUGAUUCACAUUUGUAUAAAAUAAAUUUAAAUAAAGAUGGUUUUGGAUUUAGAUCUGUUCCGUAGUGAUAAAGGCGGAAAUCCAGACGCUAUUAGAGAGAAUCAGAAAAAGCGUUUCAAGGAUUUGGCUUUGGUAGAGACAGUCAUUGAGCAAGACACCGAAUGGCGACAACGCAGACACCGUGCCGACAACCUAAACAAGGCGAAAAACCUAUGCAGCAAAGAAAUUGGAGAAAAAAUGAAGAAAAAAGAACCCCAAGGUGAUGCCGCUGAAGAAGUUCCUCAAAAUGUCAAGGACACUUUGACUGAAGUAACUUCAGACAUAUUGCGUCAGCUAACAGUGAAUCAGAUAAAGAAGGUUCGCGUACUAAUCGAUGAGGCGAUGUCUGAAAAUGAAAGGUGUCUGCAGCAAGCCGAACAGCGCCGAAAUACUGCACUACGUGAAGUUGGAAAUCAUUUACAUGAAACAGUGCCAGUAUCCAAUGACGAAGAAGAAAAUCGUGUUGAACGUACAUUUGGUGACUGUGAACGCAGAACGAAAUACUCUCAUGUCGAUCUUAUUGUGAUGAUAGACGGCAUGAAUGCUGAAAAGGGUGCAGUAGUAUCAGGAGGACGUGGUUACUUCUUGACCGGUCCUGCAGUAUUUCUCGAACAAGCGCUCAUUCAACAUUCACUACAUAUGUUGAGUAACCGUGGUUUUACACCUUUGUAUACACCCUUUUUUAUGCGCAAAGAAGUUAUGCAGGAAGUAGCACAACUUUCGCAAUUCGAUGAGGAACUUUAUAAAGUGGUUGGCAAAAGCAGUGAACGUGGCGAUGAAGUUGCUACAGAUGAAAAAUAUCUUAUUGCAACUUCAGAACAACCAAUUGCUGCAUAUCAUCGCGAUGAGUGGCUGCCGGAAGCUUCUCUACCUAUAAAGUAUGCUGGUUUGUCAACCUGUUUCCGUCAAGAAGUAGGCUCUCAUGGUCGGGACACUCGUGGUAUCUUCCGUGUUCAUCAGUUUGAGAAAGUGGAACAAUUCGUACUUACCUCUCCACAUGAUAAUAAAUCGUGGGAGAUGAUGGACGAAAUGAUUGACAACGCUGAAAAGUUCUGCCAGUCCUUAAAUAUUCCAUAUCGCAUUGUUAAUAUUGUAUCUGGUGCGCUAAAUCAUGCAGCCUCAAAAAAACUUGAUUUGGAAGCUUGGUUCGGUGGUAGCGGCGCAUUCCGGGAACUUGUUUCCUGCUCCAACUGCCUUGAUUAUCAGGCACGACGACUACUUGUCCGUUAUGGUCAAACUAAGAAAAUGAAUGCAUCAGUGGAUUACGUGCAUAUGCUCAACGCCACAAUGUGCGCCACAACCCGUGUUAUAUGUGCUAUUCUUGAGACUCAUCAAACGGAGACUGGCGUGAAAGUGCCAGAGCCAUUAAAAAAAUAUAUGCCCGAAAAAUAUCGUGACGAAAUUCCAUUCGUAAAACCCGCGCCUAUUGAUGUUGAAGCAGCUGUCGCUGCUGCCAAAAAGGGAAAAGGCAAAAAAGACCCUGCUGCUUAGAAAAUUAUUGUGAAAUAUUUAUGGAAUUAUGCUAGAUGCAAGUUUUUUGUUUAUAUUGUAAUGCGAUUGGAAAAACUUACAGAUUGUAGAGCUGCUGCGUCAAAAUAAAAAAAAAUUCAAAUCACUAAAAUAAUCA